GGGCCGGUAUUCAUAAAGCACCUAAGGUGAAAAUUACCUAAGGUUACAAAUAUUUUCCUUAGUUUUAUGCGUUUUUUCCCUUAACUUUGCGAAAUUCCCUAAGUUUGUAUUCAUAAAAAUCUUAACCUUAGGAAAAUCCUUAGGACUGUUAUUUUUCCCUUAAAAGUUAAGGUUCGUACAUAGCUGCCUUAACUUCUCGACUAAAUCCUUAAAUAUGGCGACAAAACAGACGAUAUUUUCAUUUUACAACAAUUUCUGCGUUUAAUUUUCAUAAAAAGAAUGCCAAGAAGAAACUUCCGUGAACGUGUAGAUGUUUUAGAUAAAUUAAAUAACACUGAAUUAAUUGAAAGAUACAGAUUUGACAGAGAUGGAAUUUUAUUUUUAAACCAGCAGCUUGAGCACAUUAUAUCUCCCACAACUCAAAGAAAUCACAGUCUCAACAGCAUUGAAAAAAUAUUAUUAACACUGCGCUAUUUUGCCUCAUCAAGCAUACAACUUAAUGACGGUGACAUCCAUGCCGUAAGUCAACCAACAGUCUCUCGGUCGAUUACUGCAGUAAUCGAUGCCCUGACACUGCCUGAAAUUGUGAGGCAAUAUAUUUGUCUGCCCACAACUUUAUGGGAUGUCAGACAACAGAAAACGGACUUUUUUAAUGUUGCUGGCUUUCCCAACGUUAUUGGGGUUGUAGAUGGAACACAUAUCCAGAUACAGGCACCAACAGUUGAUGAACCACAAUAUGUCAAUAGAAUGGGGUACCACUCCAUUAACACACAGAUCAUUUUUGAUGCUAGCUACCAUAUUAGAGAUAUUGUUCCAAGAUGGCCAGGUUCGGUUCAUGAUGCCCGAAUCCUUCGUAACAGUGGAGUGUACCAGUUCAUGGAGGACAACAUUGAGCAAGAAAGACACCAAUACUUGCUGGGGGAUUCGGGCUACCCCUGUAAACGCUGGCUUUUGACCCCAUUUUUACGGCCUGAUGGUGAACAUCAACUUAACUUCAACAUUGCUCAUAAACGAACCAGGUCUGUGGUGGAGAGAGGGAUAGGGCAGCUGAAACGAAGAUGGGGUGUGCUUCAUGGGGAGAUAAGAAUGCAGCCACUCAAAGCAUGCAAGAUCAUUUUGUGUUGUGGUGUAUUGCACAAUAUCUGCAAAACUAGGAACAUUCAAAUGGAUGAAGUGAACAUUGAAGAACUGCCAGACCAACCAGAACAUUAUGCUGGGCUUGAAGAUGGUCUUCACUACAGGAAUGUUAUUGCAAACACAUUUUUCUAAACUGUUGCUUUUAUACCUCUAGUAUGCCAGUAUAUAUAUAUAUAUAUAUAUA
Messenger RNA from Dreissena polymorpha, 1321 nucleotides. Its product is annotated as putative nuclease HARBI1. The transcript has 5 exons. The coding region runs from base 280 to 1269 and encodes 329 amino acids. NCBI's taxonomy places the organism in Eukaryota, Metazoa, Mollusca, Bivalvia, Myida, Dreissenidae. The record is from RefSeq and is a predicted model, not a curated record.